Lathyrus sativus (Indian pea) is the source of this 888-nucleotide messenger RNA. NCBI's taxonomy places the organism in Eukaryota, Viridiplantae, Streptophyta, Magnoliopsida, Fabales, Fabaceae. The record is from the annotation of a GenBank genome assembly.
AUGAUGACAAAAAUGAGAAGAGGAGGCGAUGUUCCACCGUCCCCCACGAAAGUCGCCGAACCAUUUCUCUUCUCUCCGAACAGAAACAUCUACACCAUCAUCAACCUUUGCAAACAACAAGGAAACAAUUCUAGGAUCAUCGACAUUCCCCAAAACAUCCCUUUCGUUUGCGAAAUCUAUACAGACACUAAAACAAUGAAAGACGCUUUCUACACCAGAGCCUGUUACCACACUUAUUGCUCUAACUGUGUUGUAAUGUACAUUGAUUCAAAUCUGCAAAACAACAUCGCCAGCAUCAGUUGUCCCUUUAUUGGAUGCAGUGGUUUGCUGGAAGCUGAUAGUUGUCGUAGGAUUCUUCCUGCGGAGAUUUUCGACAGGUGGGGGAAGGCCUCUUGCGAGGCGUUGUUUGAUGUUUCGUUGAAAGUGUAUUGUCCCUUUGCAGACUGUUCGGCUCUUAUGAUCAAAGGCAGAAAGGAAGAUGUUUUUGGAAGAUCGAAAUGUCCGUAUUGUAAGAGGAUGUUGUGUGCAGAAUGUAAGGUUUCAUGGCAUGAAGGAAUGGAAUGCAUUGAGUUCGAGAAACUGAACGCGGAUGAGAAAGAGACCGAAGAUGUUAUGUUGAUGUGCCUUGCCAAGGAUAAGGAGUGGAGGAGAUGUCCUAGUUGCAGGUUUUAUGUUGCCAGAUCUCAGGUUUGCGACCAAAUGAUAUGCAGGUGUAAAUGUAGAUUUUGUUACAAAUGUGGAGAUGCUUUCAACUUGGAAGACCCGUGUAGUUGUUUUAAGCCAACCGUUCCCAUCCCCGUUCAUAGGGUUCAACAACCGAAAAGGCCUAAUAUAUUUUUUAUCAUUUUAUUUAUUGUGCUUAGUAUUAAUCUCACUCGUUGUUCUUAA